This is a messenger RNA of Soboliphyme baturini, 1538 nucleotides long. NCBI's taxonomy places the organism in Eukaryota, Metazoa, Nematoda, Enoplea, Dioctophymatida, Soboliphymatidae. The record is from the annotation of a GenBank genome assembly.
AUGGUUUGUUGUUCGGCGCAUCUUUGCAUUGGAGAAGUCCAAUUGCCCGUUGACGACCACGUUGUUGAUUGCGUGUUAAGCCGCGUAUUCAUUUGCGACAGUGACUUGAUCAAACUCGCAGAGAAACGGCAACAUGUCAUUGAGCUGUUUUGUGAACGGCUGGUGACAAAGGUUUUGGAAAACGAACUUAAUCCGGUGACUGCCAUCUCUCGGUCCCCAUCGGAUAUACUCCAAGAAGUAGUGAUCUCCUUGCUGUUGGACACGCUUGUGCGUACAGUGUGUCGACGAUCACACGAACAGGUUGCCGAAAACAGCAGUGAUAUAGAGUUAAUGAAGUCUCUCGGGCUUCCUGAGAGAUUUGGUUCGAAGAAGGACGAAAUCUAUAGAAAACGGAAGAAACACCGAAAUGGUGCUCGUCAUCGGCGAAUUAUCUCUCGCCAUGAACAAAGAGAGGAAGGGAACGAAGAAAGUAUGUUGGCCGUUAAAGAUGAUGCAUUGUUUCUACCGGAAGAGUGCUCAGCUGUAGCUAAUUCCGUCGGCGAGUCGUCACCGACGACGACUGCAGUAAAUAACCCAAACGACCAGUGUUUGUCGUACGUUCGACUAAAGUCGUGGGUGAAGAAGUUCGGAUCCCAGUUGAGUGAACACGGAAAACAGGAAAUAUUUGCUUCUCUUGGCGAGUUCCAACAGCCUGACGUUUCUUUGCCAUUUGCGUUGAGCUUCUUAGACAGAAUCGUCACCAAGAUUAUUGAAAAUUAUCCGGAUUUCACGAGCGAUCAUCUCAGCACGUGGGAAGAGAUGUGGGUGAAACACUGCGAAUUUACUUUCGAAAUGUUCUGCAAAUGCGCUGUGACGUCGACUGAAGAAACGACGUCCGAUUCAACAGCUAACAGCAGUUGUGGCAUAUGCACGGAGGACGCUUCUUUUGCACCAGUGUCUGGUAGUGACGAUGCUCCUGAAGAAUAUCCCAUAGAACGGAGCUCUACGUUGGUAGAUGUGGAAGUGCCAGAAAAAGUGGUCUCACUUCCUCCAUCUUCUCACUCGGAUAGGCGAAUACGUCAGUUGAAGAAAGCACAACGACGAUUAAAAAAAUUAAACUUCGUUUUGGGAAAAUCUGAUGUCGAGUCGGUGGUGAAAAUGCUCGUAGAUCACGGCACCGACGACUUGUCCUUAGAUGGGAGUACAACGGUCGGUGAUUUUGGUAAAAUGCCGUUGUCCAAAAGGCGGUUGUGGUCAUCAGGUUUUCGGUUCGAUCCCUUGAUGGACUCUGCGCUGUUAGCCCAGAGAUCGAUUGUGCGCAGAUCGCUGAGAAAAUAUUGGAUGCAGCGUUACAGAUUGUUCAGUAAGUUCGAUGACGGUAUCUUGAUGGAUGAAGAAGGAUGGUAUUCCGUGACGCCUGAAAGGAUUUCUGAACAUAUAGCUGAGCGCUGUCAAUGCGAUGUCGUCAUGGACGCGUUUUGUGGGGUCGGAGGAAAUGCGAUUCAGUUCGCAAAGUACUGCAGUCACGGUACUCUUUGGCGUAGUUAUAAAUUAUAACU